CUGUUUCAUCAGCAAAGCGUUUUAAAAGUUUUUCUCAGCCUCCUCCUCCUCCUCUUCAGUCUCCUCCCCCCCCCUUUUGGGCUACCUGGCCUUCCAGUUGAGGGAGAAAGAUGGUUGCUACCUGCUUGCACCUUACUGGAUUUGUGGCGAGUUUCGUGGGCUGGAUCAGCUUGAUCGUGGCCACCUCCACCAACGACUGGGUCGUGACAUGUGGCUACACCAUCACCACCUGCAGGAAGAUGGAUGAGCUGGGAUCCAAGGGGCUGUGGGCAGACUGUGUCAUGGCUACCGGGCUCUACCACUGCAAGCCACUGGUGGACAUCCUCAUACUACCAGGGUACGUCCAGGCCUGUCGAGCACUGAUGAUUGCAGCCUCAGUUUUGGGACUCCCUGCCGUGUUUUUGCUGGUGACCGUCCUGCCUUGUAUCCGAAUGGGCAAUGAACCCGGAGUGGCCAAAUAUCGACGGUCCCAGCUGGGCGGAAUCCUUCUGAUCCUCUUGGCACUGUGUGGCAUCGUGGCUACGAUUUGGUUCCCCGUAAGCGCUCACCGUGAGACGAUGAUAAUGAGCUUCGGAUACUCUCUCUACACGGGCUGGAUCGGUUCUGCUCUUUGCCUCUUUGGUGGGUGCAUCAUCGCCUGCUGCUCGGGAGACGCGCAGUCGUUUGGCGAAAACCGCUUCUACUACGCCUCAGGAUCCAGCUCUCCCACCCAUGCUAAAAGCGCCCACGUAUAAAACACUCUGGAGACUUCGUACCUUCAUCGAGUGCUUUGAAACGGGUCGAUGGGUUUUCUUUGUGUGUUGAAUUCACUUACAUCUUCAUGCACAAGGUGGCCGUAUCCCUGGACGAGGAGUUGCUGAACUAGCCCAAGUAAUCUGAUAUCGUAAAAGUAUGAAACCCGCACGAUUCCCUUAAUAGACCAGACCAUUCUCGGAAUAUGUCCAGCUGUCCAUGCUCCUAUGCUCAUGAUUACUAUUGAAAAGCAUUCACUGGUCUGGCCUUUUAUCCCUUUUCUUUUCUCUCUCCUUCAGAAAGUGAGCUAACAAAAGUGCAGGUUGUUUUGAAUUGUCCGCAUGAUCUGUAAUUUCCCCAGCAUUAAGUUGCCAUCUCUUCUUUCCCCCCCACCCUGUUUCAAGGCCGUUGUGGGGACAAACGUAUGAUGAAACGGGGAGGAAGAAACUGUAUUGUCCCAUGUGCACAAAUGUUUCCCUUCUUAUGAGAUUAGGGGGGUUUCUCUUUGCUUUCUCUGUUCUCUUUUUAAAGGAAUCUGAUCACUUUUGUAACAGUGUUUUUGCCUAAACGCAUCAGUAUGAAGGAGGCACAGCCAAAUGUUUCUAAUUACAAGGUAAAUAACAGAACAUUUGUACAUAGUCUUAAAUAUAAGUAAUGGGGCUAAUCCCCAGACCACCCUUCCCCCCCUUUUUUGUACAGUUUUGUUGCUAAAAUGUACUCCCCCCCCCUUUUUACUUUUUUCCAAUUAAUUUGUAUUCUGACAUGCACUAUUGGUGUGGAUCUUGUCUAAAAUGUAUCCUAUAAUCUAUCAGAUGCCAAUUCAGUAAAAUCCAAUGAAUACUGAUGAUGCCUUUGUUCUGAAGUACUGUACAAUAUCCAGAAAUAAAU
This is a messenger RNA of Gekko japonicus, 1620 nucleotides long. It is a transcript of the gene CLDN11, whose product is annotated as claudin 11. Gene Ontology annotation, molecular function: structural molecule activity. The transcript is spliced from 3 exons. The record is from RefSeq and is a predicted model, not a curated record. Gene Ontology annotation, biological process: cell adhesion; bicellular tight junction assembly. The coding region runs from base 111 to 734 and encodes 207 amino acids. Lineage: Eukaryota; Metazoa; Chordata; Lepidosauria; Squamata; Gekkonidae. Gene Ontology annotation, cellular component: plasma membrane; bicellular tight junction.